Plasmodium coatneyi is the source of this 831-nucleotide messenger RNA. RefSeq lists its product as uncharacterized. The record is from RefSeq and is a predicted model, not a curated record. Lineage: Eukaryota; Apicomplexa; Aconoidasida; Haemosporida; Plasmodiidae. Bases 1 to 831 code for a protein of 276 amino acids. The transcript is spliced from 2 exons.
AUGAUGACAAGUGACACAAGUGAAGAUGCCAACGGGGGAGAAAACGAUAGCCUCCAUGAGAAUGCAGAAAAUAGGAAUGACGAGGAGGACAUAAAAUAUAAAAAACCAGAGACGCACACAAAUUUUUGGAAAUCCUUCGGACUUGGUACCAAAGCAGGAAAGCUCCUUUACCACCUGUACGGGGAGAAAAGCAAAAUAACCCCCGCUCUUAUCAGCACGAAGAGGGCUACUAAGGAUGACCAACAGAUGAGUGAACCUGCUGAAGUGGAGAGGAGACGUCCCCAAGUCAGCUACCCGGAGUUCAAAAAGCCCGUCCGGAAGGAACACCCAAUAGACACUAUACCGCAUAGGAAGCCCCUGGCGAAGAUCCUGGAGGACACAAAAAAUUAUGAAUGCAUCAAAGAGCUUCCUGCACGGAUUGAACAGAAUCGAAUUCUGGAAAAAAAAAAACUUAGCGAACUUUUCUUUGGUUACAAAUGUAAAGUCCUCCCCCCCAGUUGCUCUCCAGCCGUCUUAACGGAAGAGGAGAAAAGGGAGGCAAUUCAAACAGCUGAGAAAACUUUCUCAGACAUGAGGAAUUCCAGUUGCAAAGAAGACAACAUUAAGGAAGGUAUGAAAAUUUAUCUAGCCGAGUUGAUGACAGAACUUAGAGAAAAGGUGGACCAGUACAAUCAGCUUGUCUCCCUUGGAGUGCCACACAAGGACGGUGUCUCUCCGACGGAUAAAGAAUGCAACGAAUAUGAAUAUAAAAAAAUUCAGCUGGUCAACGAAAUUGAGGCUUGCAAAAGGAACAUUCAGAAGACGAACGCUGUGCUGGAGUCGUCCAAGUGA